AAAAACCAAAAUGGUGCAACCUACAGUCUUUGAGAAAAUUGAAAAUGAUGAAUUCUUGAAAAACUUUUUGACGAAUGAAAAGUCGGAAAAUAUUAACAACAAUUUAUCAUUUCCUGAGCAAAUUAAGAAGCUCACAGAUGGUCUCGAUUUAAUAUCAGCUGAAUUAAAACAAAAGAUUCGAAGUGAUUAUCCGACAUUAAUCAAACAUUCCAGUAAUGCGUCAAAAUUAAUGGUUGCAUUAGAAUCACUUGAUUCUGAUCUUCUGGAGCUUCAAUCGAGUCUUGAUCAUCUUAAAAAGCAAAUCUAUGUUCCUUAUGAUCAGUUAGAGAGCCAAAUAAAAGUGUUGGAAAGACUGCACAACACGACACAAUUAUUGAGAAAAAUCAGUCGGUUUCUUCAACUUCAUCGAAAACUAAAAGAGAUGAAAGAGUUGAAUAAACAAGCGACGAUUAUUUUAGAGCUUGAUUCACUUGUUCAAGAUAAAGAUUUGUUAAAAAUUGAUAUUCUUAUUGAUGAACGUGCUUCAGCAAUAAAUAGCAAGCAACGAUUGCUUCACAUUGCUAACCGAGAUCUCUCUAAUGGAAUUCAAGAAAAUAAAGAAGAUGCAAUUAUCAGGAGCUUAGAAAUAUAUCGCAAUAUGAAUAUGCUGGAAACAUUUCUUAACAAUCAAAUCGAAAGUUACAUCAAUGAUAUAAGACAAGCCAUAAAACAAUGCUUUAAUGGAGCUGAUGUUGCAACACUUCAGAAAACGAGCAUUAAAGGAUCACCGACUUCAUUGAAAGGUAAUCCAAAAGUUCCUGGAAAAGUUCCAACUUUGACAACGUCAAUGAACUUUCGAAAUAAACUUUUAACUGCACUUGAAUGGCUUUUCACUGAUGAACUCUAUUCUUAUUGUGAACAAGCAAUGGCAAUUCAUCGCUGCUUGAAGAAAGUAACAAGUGGAUACAUUGCAGAUAAUCCAAGCAGAGAUUUUCUUCUCAAAUUUUCGAAAGCUUUAACUGAAUUGCUUAAAACUUCAUUUGAAGAAUCGCCGGUUCAUGUUCUGCAAAAUCUUCAGCAAAACUUGCCUAAAUUACUUUCUUACUUUAACAAUCUUCAAGAGAAAUUAAGUAAGGAAAUGGAGUUGAGUAAAAAUAUCUUUGGAUCGAUGACUUCUGGUUACAUUGAGAAAUGUGCUUCAAAUCUCAAAAUCUCAAAUGAAAAUAUAACUGAUGAGGUAGUUGACCAAAUGAUCCGCAAUGCUGCAUCGGAAUUGACAGUCAGUAUGAUUGAUGAAGAUUUACUUAACUCUGUCAUAAGCGUUUUCUGUGCUUGUAAUCAAGAUUUUUGGACUAAGGUCAAAGGCAAUUUAAGGCAUGGAACUGAUGCUGAACAAGUUUUGAGUAUUCCAAAUUCAGCUCAAAUCAUAAAUAUCAACUAUUCAAACUUGAUUUACCAUCAUCAGGUUGUUGUUGAGCAGAUGCUGAUGAAUCUUGAUCUUCAAAAGAAAAAUAAGCAAGCUUAUGAAAAGAUCAAGAGAAAUCUUGAUGAUGGAAGGAACAUUACUUUGUCAAUUCUUCAUCAUUUAACUUCACAAAUGAUGUCAACAAUCAGCAUAAUUUUUUUGAGUAUGAUUCGUGAACCAUCAAUUAACACUGAUAACAUCAACGUCGCUACAUCAUCGUUGUACAUGAGAGAACUUCAAGAUUUCCUCAAUCGUUCGUGGACAACACACAUGAGUCAAUUUAAUGACAAACCUGCCGUGAAUAGUUGUGCAAAAGAGUUGAGCAUUAAGAUUAUCGAUCGUUUUGUUCAAAAUAUUUCAAUUUUACGUCCAAUAUCAACAAAAGGAAGACAACGCAUCAAAUCGGACUGUUCGCAAUUGGAAAGUAUUAUUCAAGGAAUUGUUGGGGAUUUAUCAUUGUUGGGAAAUAGCUACAGAACAUUGAGGUCGAUGUCUACACUUAUUAUUGAGAGUGCAGAAAAUUUAGCUGCGACAGAAACAACACUUAUUCCUUCAUUCAUUAUACUUUUUAUGUUAUUUGGUCAUGCCGCUGAUGAUUUAAUGUCGCCACAUAAAGCUGCUGAAGUAUUGAUGAAUAAGCGACGAAGAACUUCUUCAGACAUUGAAACUGAUGACUCUGAUGAUUCAGAGCAGUUUACUGUGACACCGACAGUGAGAAAACGCAAAAAAUUGGAUCCUAUGGAAUUGUGUCAACAAUUAUACGAUUCAAUAAGAAAUAUCAAAAAAGAAGAUGGAACAAUGUUAUGCGAUACAUUUAUACGAGCUCCGAAACGUCGACAGGAGCCAAGUUACUAUGAAAUUGUAACAAAUCCGAUUGAUUUACUCAGAGUCCAGCAGAAGUUGAAAACUGAUUCAUACGAGGAUCUAUCAGAGCUUUCAAGUGACAUUGAACUGCUAGUAAAUAACGCUAAAGCGUUCUAUAAACCUGAAAGUGAUGAGUAUGACGAUGCGUGUACGCUUUGGGAAGUUUUCAAUGCAAACAAAGCAAAAAUUCUUGAAAGUCUUACUGAAGAUCCUUCAUCAGCAUCGUUAUCGGCUGAGCUGAAGCCACGACAAACUCGAGGCAUUGGUAGGGCUCGAAAGUCCACUACAGUUGAUGAUGAUCAAACAUCUGAAAAUUCUUCAGAGAACAACGAAUUCGAUCCUUAUGAGGAACUUUUUGCAGCUGUAAUGACAGCAGUUGACCCACUUGAUGAUCGUUCUUUGCAUACAAUGUUUCAAUUACUUCCGUCAAAGAAACAUUACCCAGAAUAUUACGCAGUCAUUGAACAUCCAAUCGAUUUAAAAUUCAUCGCAAAUAAAAUCCAAACCAACGCUUAUACAAGUCUUAAUGAAAUGGAAAAAGAUUUAUUGCAAAUGGUUAAGAAUGCACAAAUUUUCAAUGAACCUGGAAGUCAAAUUUACAAAGAUGCAAAAACUUUGAAGAGAAUUUUUAUGCAAAGAAAACUUGAGAUCGAAAGUGGUAAAUAUAAGCGACCAUCUCGUGGUCGAGGACGUCCCAUCAUUCAUAGCGCAGCUUGUGCUGCUCUCAAAGAAGAACUUGAAACAUCUGAAGAAGAGUUGGACGAUCUCGAUGAUGAGACAACAAGUGGGCCAAUUUGGCAACUCUUCGACAAUCUUUACAAUCAAUCCAGUUCAGAUGGAUCUUUAGGAGGAACGCCAUUAGGCGAAUCGUUGUGGAAAUUGCCGAAUCGUCGAUUCCAUCCGGAAUAUUACACGCUCAUCAAGAAGCCAAUUUCAAUGUCGAUGGUUCAAAAAAAGUUGAGAAAGAAUGAAUAUGCAAAUGUCACAGAACUGUCAGCUGAUCUUUAUCAAAUGAUUGACAAUGCGAAGAAGGCGAAUCCAACAUCUUCAAAGCUUUACAAAGAUGCAAGCAAAAUGCAAAAGAUUUUGAAUCAGAAGCUCGUCGAUGAUGGCUUAGAAGAUGACGACACUGAAGACACUGACUCGUCGAAUGUUUAUCCAUCACCAGCUACAUCAACUGGUGGAGAAAAGAAGAAGAAAGGUCGUCCCCGCAUUCAUCCAUUGCCAUCUGUUUCGCCUGCUCCGAUAGUAACUCCGACAACUGUUACACCAGUUGGAGCUAAAUAUUAUCGAUUUCCAAACAAUCCGAUUCUUAAGAAGAAACUUAUGACGAUCCACAAAUACCUUCUUGACUAUACAAUUGACGAUCGACAACCAAUGGAACCUUUCUUGGAGAAACCUUCAAAGAAACUUUAUCCGGACUAUUAUCAAAUAAUUCAACAUCCAAUUGACAUGAACACAAUUGAAAAGAAUAUUGAGAAUGAUCGUUAUGGAACCGUUGAUGACAUUGUAGGCGAUUAUCGAUUGAUGUUCAGCAAUUGCCGGAAAUAUAACGAAGAAAAUUCGAUGAUUUAUGACGAUGCUAAUCGUUUGGAAAAAGUUUUGAACACAAAACUUAAGGAAUUGUCCGGUGUCACUGAUCGACGGCCUAAACUAUUGAAAGCUCAAGGGAAGAAGGCGCAUGCAAUUUUAGAUGGAAAAUUGAGACAACUGUUUGAGACAAUUCGUGAUUACAAAGAUCCGAAAUCUAAUCGACAAGUUGCUACAAUCUUCAUGAAACUUCCAAGUAAAAUGGAUUAUCCUGACUAUUAUGAAAUCAUUUCGAAGCCGAUUGAUUUGGAGAAAAUUGGUUUGAAGUUGAAAAGUCAACAAUACGAUACAGUCGAUGAGUUGUCAGCUGAUCUUAUGCUGAUGUUUGAGAAUGCUUGCAAAUACAAUGAGCCUGAUUCGCAAAUUUAUAAAGAUGCUUUGAUAUUGCAACAAGUUUGCAUCCAAACGAAGCAAGCAUUAAGAAUGGAAGACGAGAAUGUUCCUGAUGUUCCACAAGUGGUGGUUGAUCUGUUGAUGCAACUGUUCACGACAGUUUACAACUGCCAAGAUGAAGAAGGGCGCUGUUACUCAGAUUCAAUGGCUGAACUUCCAGAAUACGAUGAAAUUGAAGGCGUCAAACAGCGAGCAAUCUCACUCGAUCUCAUUAAACGAAGACUUGACAAAGGAAUUUACAAGCGACUUGAUGUUUUUCAAGAAGACAUUUUUGCAUGUUUCGAACGAGCUCGUCGACUAUCAAGAACUGAUUCGCAAGUUUUUGAAGAUUCAAUCGAAAUGCAAUCGUUUUUUAUCAAGAAACGUGACGAACUUUGUAAAAAUGGAGAAGUUUUAAGUUCACCGGCAUUAACAUUUACGGCCGUUCAUCUUAGCGCAGCAGUUGAAAACAUGAGACAAACAAAAAUAUUGCAAGAAGAAGAACCGGAACCGGAAGUUGAGACAAAUGUUGUUGCACCAGCACAAAGUGAAAGCAUGUCAAUUGACAAUGGAAAAGUUUUUACACCAGGCGACUUUGUUUAUUAUUCAUUGUCUGAUGAUACAACUCCUGGAAUUUUAUACAUUGAGAGACUCUUCACAAGUCCGGAAGGUGAAAAGCUUUGCUACGGAAAUAUUUAUUUACGUCCCUAUCAAACUUAUCAUUUAACAACAAGAAAGUUUCUUGAACAAGAAGUUUUUAAAAGCGAUCAACAUCAGACAGUUCCAUUAAAGGAACUUCAACAGAAAUGUUUCGUUAUGAGUGUGAAAGAUUAUUUCAAAUUAAAACCUGAAAGUUAUGCAGAUAAAGACGUUUAUGUGUGUGAGUUUCGUUAUAAUUCAAGAGCUCGCUCCUUUAAGAAGAUUAAAGCUUGGCCAUUCCAAACUGGAACCAAAGUUAUGUUACGUGAGAAUCCUUUGGAGCCAAAGAGAGUUCAGUCAGUUUUUAAAGAUCGUCCAGUUGAUCCUUUGAAGCUUGAACUUCCUGUUGACGAAGUUGAUCUCGCAUUGAUUGAAAAAGACAAACCGAAUGUCGUGGUGUCUGUGGAAGGAAGUGAUGAGUCGAAUACUUAUUACGAACAAUUCACAACAAUUUGUAGUGGGAUUGUGAAGACUGGUGACUACGUUUAUGUUGCUACUGAAUCUGGAAAGCAAGCAAUUGCACAAAUUAAUUCGAUUUGGGAAACAAAAGAUGGAAAAUCAUUUUUCCGUGGUCCUUGGCUGUUGACGCCUCAAGAGCUUCCACAAGCUUUGCUUCUCAACAGAUUACAAUAUCGACAAGAAGUUUUUCUUUCAACGGUGCAGGAAACAACGCCGACAGUUGGAAUCUUAGGAAGAUGUUGCGUUCUGGAGUAUGGCGAUUACACAACGCAAAGACCAACAGAAAUUCCAGAAGCUGACACUUAUCUAUGUGAGUCAAUCUAUGAUGAAUUCAAUAAGCAAAUCAAGAAGAUGCAGUCGCCUGGUGGACUGAAGAAAUUUACAUAUAGUCAAGCUGUGACACUUGAUGAGAUUUUCUACUUCCGUCGUCCGAUAAGUGUACAAAAAGUAUUGAAGAAUGAGGCAGUAGACGUCAAGUCUGGUGCGCUUUCAGAUGUUGAGCACUUGAAGCUGGAAGCACAUGGUGGUACCAACAGCAACGACGUUCUUGGAUUGACUGAAGAUUCAAUGGACACUGACAUAGGAUCAGCAGAUGGUUUUGGUGUCAAUACAUCAUCACCAAUUCCAACUCAAUUAGUGACACCGGUAUCGACCUCGAAACGGCCAGCAGCAUUCACUGGUGGAAAGAGUGGAAAGAAAGUCAUCACCGGUUACAUUUUAUAUUCAAGUGAAGUUCGUAAAGCAAAAGUUUUGGAGAAUCCCGAAUGCAAAUUUGGUGACAUUUCCCGAAUGAUUGGUGAUGAAUGGCGAGCAUUACCAACAGUUGAACGACGCCAAUGGGAAGAUAGAGCUUCAGCAAUCAAUGAGCAGAAUGCUUCGAAAUAUGCUGAAGACAUGGCGCUCAAUGGCAAUGCUGGGAAAGAUAGUCCUAACAUGAGCUCAUCAUCUCUCAUCUUAACGCCUAAUCAACUAUCACAACAACAUGAGUUUGUUCUCAAUCAAGUUUUCGAAUGUGGUUGGGAUAAGUGUGAUUAUCAGUUUGAAGAUCCAGGCGAUGCUUUGGAGCACGCAGUUGCUGAAGGUGUUGGUUGUGUUCAACGUUAUUUCAAUCAGUUGUCAGCGGGACAAAGUGAACCAAUCGUGUUUCACUGUUUAUGGCGAAAUUGUAUUCGUGCAAAACGUAAUCAACCACCAUUGCCGAAUAUUCAACGGCUGCAGAAUGUUAUCAGUUAUGUGUCAACUCCAGUUGAACCUUUGUUUGUGACUGUUCCACCACGACCUCAACGUGUUUUACAUUCGGAAGCUUACAUCAGAUACAUUGAAGGCUUACAAAACAACUCACCUCAUGUCGGUCAAUGGACAAAGACAAUGAAGGCGACGAGAGAAUCUCUAGGAACUGAUACAUCGCGAUUGCCAACGCAUUGGCUUGGUGAAAGGGGAAAAGGAAAACCAGAUGAAGUCGUCGACGCACUUUGGAAUCUUAGAAGUUAUAUGUGGCGUGAUGCUUUGUCUCUCAAUCGAAAUCAAUUUUAA
Clunio marinus is the source of this 6961-nucleotide messenger RNA. The record is from the annotation of a GenBank genome assembly. Lineage: Eukaryota; Metazoa; Arthropoda; Insecta; Diptera; Chironomidae.